Molecule: messenger RNA, 4497 nt
Organism: Prorocentrum cordatum
Lineage: Eukaryota; Dinophyceae; Prorocentrales; Prorocentraceae
Source: the annotation of a GenBank genome assembly
GUCGUUUCGCGCUGUGCGCGCUGCAGGGUGCGCGUGGUGUCUGGAGAACAUCGGUUGGAUGCUCGGCUUGAUGGCGGCGAUCACCCUCGAGGCAGGUCGGAAGGUCAGCCUGUUUUAUCAGCCGGAGCCGCUCCCGGCGCCACCGCCGAAGUGGCACGAGCGGGUCCUCCUCGAGCCCGGCUCGGAGAUGGCGAUGCAGAAGUGCACGGGCGAGUCCCUGUACAAUGGGGGCAUGGUCUGGUGGGUGCUCACCCCGGACGGGGACGUGUACCCGGAGGAGUUGGCGGCGCCGCCACUGGAGGGCAUCGCGUACUACGACGACGCGGAGGUGCCCCAUCUUCAGUUGCAAGUACGUCCGCUUCCUCCUCCAGUGGCGGCCAACGCCCACGGGUUCCGUGCCGACCGCUCAGCUGGACCUCCUACCCCGCUAUUGGUGAUGAGGGCGAUCUCUGACGCAAGGGUGGAGCAACAUGCGCUGGACCCAGAGGCAGGUGCUGUUCGCGAGGGUCCCCCUCCAGCGCCAGCAGCUGGACGUGUCAUCUGGGUGAUCGGGUCCUCGGCCGACGGUGACCCGGAGGCGGAGAAGGAGUACACCCACGUCCCAGGCGACAUCACGAUCGGCCUGGGCGCCUACUGGUUGGUCAAGCGAGGAGCCAAGUGUUUGAUACUGCAGGAGGUAUUGCGUCAAGACACGGGCAUGAUCAAACUGCUCCGAGAUCAGGAGACCGACGCGAGAGUCAUCCCGGUGAAGUGGAGGUCGGCCCAACAGCGUGGCCGCAACUUCCGCGAGGCCGUCUCGCUCCAGGAGUUCCACGACUUCGGCGACUCGCCGUUGCAGGGUGAGGUGAGCCUUCCUUGGCUGCUCACCGAAGUGGCCCAGUCCUCCGAGGGGAUGGUGACGCGCCACCACACAUGGCUGUCAGCCAGCGGCAUCCCGAGCGGCGACCGCAGCAUCCACGAGCAUUUCGUGAUUUCCAAGGUCUUCGAUCUCGCGAUCGAGCUGGAUCAAUUGAACACGAUGACUUUGACUUCCUUUGAGCUGCUAGGGCGGCGCCUGCAGCUCAUCGAGCAGGCCCACGUGUACAACCCCAGCAACCCCGACUACAGCAAUUCGGACGACUUCAUGGGCUGGGGCGUCCAGCGUGGCGCCGCCCUGGUGGCGCCGUCUAUCAAGAGGCGGGCCGGCGACGCAGCACGAGAUCGGGCAGCGGUCCUGAAGGAGGGUCGCAAGCUCGAGGAGGAGAUCCGCCUCCGGGGGGUCAUGACCAGCUCGCAGGACCCAGUCGCUCCCUUGGAGACUCCGGCGGCUGGGUUCAAGUAUGAGAAGGGGUCUCGCCUACCUGUGCAAGUUCCCCGUGACCUCUUCCCUCUUCCUGAGCUCGAGGUCGAACAUCUUCAAGAUCACAGCGUGAGUCGCUCGGUGCAGCGACGAGUUUUGAAGCGGAGUGCUGUGGGCGCCGAGGUCAAUCGUACGAUCAAGGCCCUCAAUGCUCUCGAUGGCCAUUUGACGCCAUCAUCUUCCCCGCCCUCGCUGUGUCAGCGAGAGGCCAUCCAAUUCAUUCGUUCAGUGCACGACGCAGCCGAGCCGCCGCAAGGUGACUACGGCUCCGAGGGAGCCGUCCGCGCGCUCCUCGGGACAGACUCCGCGUACGGUGGCGAGUCGACCUUGGUGCAGUCCUACGACCGGAACCUUCUCAGCAUCCCACACGUGGGGGCGGAGCCCGUCCCCGUCAAGGAGAUGCUGCCGCCGAAGGUUCGCUGUUGUCUCGAGGACCUGAACAACAUUCUGCUCGAUGAUCAAGAGUGGGGCGCCGUGUGUGAACGGGCGGAUCCCAUCGAGCUCUACAUGGAUCCGAAACUUCGCUACUCCAAGAAGGCCUAUUUUCAGUUUGUCCGAGACUGUCACUCGGCCGGCCUUAUCCGCUGGGCGCCUCUGGUACGUGGGAGAGUCACGGUUUUCUGUGUGGCCAAGAAGACGGGCAAGCAGAGGCUCGUGGUGGACUGCCGUGCCACCAACAGGCGCUUCCGGCGGUGCCCUUACUUGCCUAUGGGUACCGGGUCGAGCUGGGGAGAGAUUCUCCUGGAGGACGACGCAGACCUCUGGGUGAGCCUGUCGGACAUCAAGGACUACUUCUACGCCUGCGGCAUCGACGAUGACCUCUCCAGCUACUUUUGCCUCGACGACGUCCCAGGUUGGCUCGUCUCCGAGCUGGAGGGUAACGACAGCCGCUUCAGCCAGUUUUACGGGCGCGACGCCGUUGCGCCCGCCUUCCGAGUGCUCCCCAUGGGAUUCAGCUGGAGCUUCUAUCUGGCACAGAUCGUCCACUCCUCCGUCGUCAAGGGGGUGCUCCCAGACACGGCUGGAUUGGUACUUCAGGAUCGCCGGCCUGGCCCGACGAUCGGCGCCCGCGGCCUCGUCUCUUUGCCUUACUGCGACAACCACGCCACCGGGGCGGGCUCCCCGGAGCUUGCCGACGGCGCCCGCAUCGCAGUGGCUCGCCAGCUCACGGCCGACGGCUUCGCAGUACACGAGGAGGAGGACGCCUCCCUCUGGGCAGAGAGCCUCGGCUUCGCCAUCGACGGCUUGACUGGCGAGGUGGGGCCCACCGCCAAGAGGGCGACCCGCCUGGCCGCCGCGGGCCGAUGGCUUGCGCGCCGCCCCAGGAUCACAGGCGUGAUGCUUGAGCGCUUCCUGGGGCAUUGCGCUUUUCAGCUCAUGGGCGAGCGCUCGCUGCUGAGCAUCUUUGGUGCGUGCUAUCGCUUUGUCAGGGUGCAUUAUAAGCAGAAGGUCCGCUUGUGGCAGUCAGCCGCGCGGGAGUGCGAGUGGCUGUCAGCUCUAGUCCGUUUUGCUCGCACCAACCUGCGUCGGCCGUGGAGCCCCACGGCCCACAUGUUCGACUCGUCGGAGACAGGCCUUGGGAUCGUCCAGGGCGUUUUCGACGAGAAGCUCAUCGCCGGUACUGGCCAGUACAACGAGCGGUGGCGUUUCAAGCAGCCUCAUGCGCUCGCGAGGGGCGUGCGUGCGGGAGCUCUCUGGCACUUCCGAGAUGUGAUCGAAAAUGUUGAAACAGUACUCCCUAUCGCACCGCCGACCCCUCGUCCCUGGAAGAGAAGGCGCGGGUUCCCGGAGGUCCCCACAAAGAUGCUCGAGAAGGACUCCUGGCACACCAUCCUGUCAAAGCCCUGGUUUCGGGACGAGCACAUCACCCUGCUGGAGGCCCGUACUGGGAGAUUGGUUUGCAAGUCUCUUGGGAGGUCUGUUGGGAACCGCAACAAGAAGCACCUCAUCCUCGGGGACUCCAUGGGCUCCAUCCUGGCCUUCUCCAAGGGGCGGCUCCCAGCGCCGCCGGAGGGCGUGUUGUCCGUCGUUACAGUAUCGACGAGCUCAUCGAGAUCGGCCGCGCCGCCGGUGGCAGGCCUGCUUCAGCCGCCGAGGGACCACCCGUCGGCGCAGCGGAGUCGCCGUCUGCGGGAGGACCGUGCCAAGGUUCGGAGGGCGAGACACGCUGUCCCAGCGGGGGGUGUGACUCCCGGGCCGCUCCUGCUCAAGAGGGAUCCUCACCAGCUCAGUAUCUUGGAGCAGGCGUCGGUUCAGCCCCAGCAGGCAGCCACAUACAGGGCGACCUACGCCGAGUUCGCCAAGUGGGCCGCGAACGAGGGCAUCUCCUUGCACUCGGACGAGGACGUGGACGCGGCGGCGGUCGACUACCUGGGCGCGAUCUACCUGCAGGGCUACGAGGCGUCGUCGGGGGACAAGCUCCUCGGGGCCCUCAAGUUCAUGAGGAGCGGAGGCCCUCGCCCUCUAGCCCUGCCGCUGACGCGGAUGAGGAGGGCGCUGAGGGGCUUCCGCAAGGCCGCCCCCGGCGCCUCUCGCUUUGGGCUGCCUUGGGAAUGGACGGCCGCCAUAGCGGGGACCUUGCUGGCCACGAAGCGGCGGGAUGCGGCCCUGUGCUUGCUGACGGCCCACGAUACGUAUUCCCGACCUGGGGAGAUUACAGACCUGCAGGUUGGGGAUGUGGUGCUGCCUACGCCCCGCCUCCGGGGCUACCACCGCCUCUGCCCGGUCAUGCGGCCGGAGGAGAGGGGGCAGCCGCGCAAGACGGGGAGCUUCGACGACACGGUCUCGGUCGAGGACCUGCACGCGCACAUCUCAUCCCACCUGGUGCAGUUGGCGAAGGGGCGGGACCCGAGCGAGAAGCUGUUCCGCCUGUCGAUCAGCCAGUACAAGGAGGCGUUCGAGAACGCCGCCGACCUCGUCGGGCUGGCCGCCGAGCAGCUCUGCACGUACCAGGUGAGGCACGGAGGUGCGUCGAGGGAUGCCAUGCUGAGGAGGCGCGACCUCUCCGAGAUCCAGAAGCGCGGGGGCUGGAAGACGUUCAACUCCGUCAGACGCUACGAAAAGUUUGGGAAGGUGCAGCAGGCGAUGAACCGCACACCGUCGGACACUCUGACCUACAGCCGCCUCGCCGUGCAGUACCUCGACGAGUGGCUCCAUGG